AUGGGAGAUUCAAUGAUAGCACCAUCGAUUGAAUAUGAUUAUUUAAUCAAAUUUCUUGCUUUAGGUGAUUCUGGUGUCGGAAAAACAACAUUUCUUUAUCAAUAUACUGAUGGACAAUUUAAUCCAAAAUUUAUUUCUACUGUUGGUAUUGAUUUUCGUGAAAAACGUGUUGUUUAUCGACCAAAAACACCUCAAAAUGCAAAACCCUAUCGAAUUCAUUUACAACUAUGGGAUACGGCAGGACAAGAACGUUUUCGUAGUUUAACAACAGCAUUUUUUCGUGAUGCAAUGGGUUUUGUUUUAAUGUUUGAUUUAACAUCUGAACAAUCAUUUUUAAAUGUACGAAAUUGGCUUGCUCAAUUACAAUGCCAUGCUUAUUGUGAAGAUCCCGAUGUGAUAUUAGUUGGAAAUAAAGCUGAUCGUGAAGAAGCUCGUGUUGUCUCUCAAGCACGUGGUAAAGAAUUAGCCGACAAAUAUUCAUUACCAUACAUUGAAACAAGUGCUUUUACAGCACAUAAUGUAAAAGAAACUAUAGAAACAUUAUUAGAAAAAGUUAUGAUGCGAAUGGAAAAAACAAUAGCUCAGAUUCAUUUCUUAUCAACAAAGUCCAAAUUGCAUAAAUCGAUCUUUCCUGUUCGACAACCACCGGUAGUAUCACCAACUGAAGAAAAACCAGCAUGUGCUUGUUAA
This is a messenger RNA of Adineta steineri, 690 nucleotides long. The record is from the annotation of a GenBank genome assembly. Lineage: Eukaryota; Metazoa; Rotifera; Eurotatoria; Adinetida; Adinetidae.